CAUCGUUAAAGAUUCAAGUCUUGGCACCGAAAGACGACAUCUCCAAAGGCUCGUCAUGCGCGCUUCCGCAUAAUAACGUCAGGUACUACAAAAGAUUGUUGAAAAUCCACGGGAUUGCGCCUUGUCUAAGAGGGCGCCCAAUGUAGCUCUGACAACUAGUGAUGUUUGCACAAGAUUGGCGUGUUUGACGAAGCUCGGUCAAAAGUCCGAUUACUGAUCUCGCCCUUCGGCGAUUCUGAAAGCGCGGUAUACAGAGCCUCUUGACAAUGUGACAACGGCAAACCGGACCGCUCACGAUGAUAAGCCAUGCGAGGGCGUUAUCGAACGCUACUUGCUGUUUCCGGCACUUGUAAUUGAAAAUUUCAGACCCAGAGACAUUGCUCGCAGCACGCGUCCUUCGUUUCAGAGGAUGGUGGUGCUCGAUUGGGAUGGGCCUGACGAUCCAGCAAACCCCUACAACUGGUCCAAAGGCAUGAGAAUAUACCACACCUUUAUUCCUGCCGCAACCGCGCUCGUGUGCACUACGGGCUCUUCCAUCAUCACUCCAGCUCUGGCGGAAAUACAACGCGAUCUCCACGUCUCACGCGAGGUCUCUCUCUUGCCGUUUGUCUUGUACACGCUAGGACUCGGUGCCGGCCCUUUGCUAGCUGGACCAUCCAGCGAGAAUUUCGGCCGGCGACGGGUAUAUCAGGUCGGGAUGACUGGCUUCGCGCUAUUUACGCUUGGAGCAGGCUUCUCCACGAAUAUCGCCUCCCUCACGAUCUGUCGCUUUUUUGCCGGGGUUUUCGGCAGUCCAGGCCUUAGCAUUGGGGGCGGUUCGCUAGCUGAUCUGUGGGCGCCUCACGAACGAGCCAUCCCUUGGGCUGUGUAUGUGCUUUCGCCAUUCUUGGGCCCGGCGAUCGGGCCUGUGAUGGGCGCAUAUAUUACCCUUGGCGAAAGCUGGCGGUGGACUCAAUGGAUCAUGCUGUUCUUCGUCCUCGCCGUUUUGCUGCCUUCAUUCGCAAUGAAAGAAACCUACAAAGCCAAGAUUCUACAGCAAAGGGCUCGACGCAGCGGCGAAGAGUCCAUCGAGCCGCAGCGAACGAGACGGCAGGCUUUUCACGACUUCACCACGAAGAUAUUGAUUCGGCCGCUGCAUAUGAUAUGCACCGAGCCUGUCGUCGGCCUCUUCACCCUCUACAUUGCCCUGAACUUCGGCAUGCUGUAUGCCUUUUUCGCAGCCUUUCCGUUCGUCUUCGCCGAGGCCUACGGCUUCGGUAUAGGCUCGACGAGCUUGACUUUCUUGGGACUAGGGGUCGGCUCAAUGAUCGGCUGUGCGUCCAUAAUACUCUUUACCCGAGUCUCCUCCCAGCGACGGAUGGCGAGGGCUAAGGAGACUGGGCAGAGCACCGGUUCCGUGCCAGAGGAGCGCUUGUACGUCGCAAUGGUCGGCUCCGUCUGUCUUCCCGUGUCGUUAUUUUGGUUUGGUUGGUCUGUACAAGAGAGAGUCCACUGGAUCUGUCCGGUUAUUGCCGAGGCUGUAUACGCAUAUGGGAAUAUCCUCGUGUUCUCGGCGGCAACUCUCUACGUCAAUCAGGUCUAUGGGCCUCUAUACGCAGCAAGCGCGACGGCAGCCAACAGCUUUGCGCGCUAUACCUUCGGGGCAACUAUUCCGUUGUUCAUUGUACAGAUGUACACAGCACUUGGUGUGGGCUGGGCCAGCAGUCUAUUGGGUUUCGCGAGCCUAGCCAUGCUGCCGGUACCCUGGGUGUUCUACAAGUUUGGACCGACGCUACGCGCGAGGAGUAGCUACAUAUCUUCGCCAUGAUAGAUUGUUUUGAUAGAGUCCAACAUAUACCUUCGAU
Messenger RNA from Neohortaea acidophila, 1844 nucleotides. Its product is annotated as major facilitator superfamily domain-containing protein. Gene Ontology annotation, molecular function: spermidine transmembrane transporter activity; spermine transmembrane transporter activity. Gene Ontology annotation, cellular component: membrane. The record is from RefSeq and is a predicted model, not a curated record. Gene Ontology annotation, biological process: spermine transport; spermidine transport; transmembrane transport. The coding region runs from base 410 to 1807 and encodes 465 amino acids. Lineage: Eukaryota; Fungi; Ascomycota; Dothideomycetes; Mycosphaerellales; Teratosphaeriaceae. The transcript is spliced from 5 exons.